Dioscorea cayenensis subsp. rotundata (Guinea yam) is the source of this 2634-nucleotide messenger RNA. RefSeq lists its product as uncharacterized. The transcript is spliced from 4 exons. Bases 665 to 2437 code for a protein of 590 amino acids. The record is from RefSeq and is a predicted model, not a curated record. Lineage: Eukaryota; Viridiplantae; Streptophyta; Magnoliopsida; Dioscoreales; Dioscoreaceae.
GGGGCUUGAGAACCGGUUCAAUUGAGCCACUCAUUCGGUCUAGGCCGGGUCCCACUGCCAGAAUUCAAAAGAGAGAGACAUGCUCGCCAUCAUCCCUCUCGCUCGCUCUCCGCUUUCAUGCCCGCGAGAUUCCCCAAGAUUAUAUAUAUAUAUAUAGUGAUGGACGAGCUAAUGGCGAUCUCGGAUGAAGGCUUGGUUUCCUACUCCUUUUUUUGAUUGAUGGUGUCCCGAGAUGGACCUUGGUAUCCGAGUUUUUGAUGUCUUUUCAAUGGAAACCAGGAACUCCUUUUCUUAAAGUUUUGAUUUUUAUACGUCUUCGUAUUGUUUUUAUCUUCAAUGUCUUCUGCUGAGUUUCCGGGGUUUCGGUUCUUAUUCCAAGCUUUUUGCUAUUCAGAGAUGGUUGGACCCCCUGGUGGUGUUCUCUUUGUUGGUCUCUUAUGAGCAUCCUUUGAUCAUCUUCUGUUUUUCUUUUCUAUAUUUUUCCCUGCUAUGCUGGAAUCCUGUGAAAAGUUGAAUUUUUGAGGUUUAGAGUUUGUUUUCCUGAAUCAGAUGAUUGGACUCACAAUCAUUUGAGUAUUUGGGAGAGGAAUUUCACGAAAAGUUUCCAUCUUUGGGUCUCUUGGAGCAACCCUAUCGGCUGAGUGUUCACAAAGUGGAAAUCACAAUGCCAAGGCACAACAAAAGCUCUGACGUAUUCAUUGAUGGAGCUUGCAAGAUCCGUAAGAGGGGAUGCUCUUCAUCAUCUUCAGCGUCUUCAGUGUUGCAAAACUAUAAAUUUAAGAAGGCAAUAUUGAUCCCCAGGAGGAAUGUAGGAUCACCACCUUCUUCAAAAAAGGCGAGCUUCUUUGAGUCAUCUCCAAACCAACCAUUGAACAUUGUUGGUAUAGGAGCGCAACAAGGCUCAGUGUCUGCUCGGAAGCUUGCCAGCGCUUUGUGGGAGACAAACAAGAUCCCUUCAUCACAUAGGAUUGUUGAUAUACCGGGAAAGAUAAGUAAGAAGGAGAUCAAAGGGAGAGGUAGGAUAGUGAAGUCUGUCCUGCCGGAUUAUCUCCCACCUCAUUUAUCUGAUCCAUCACAUAGCCCUGUCUCUGUUAUUUCAGGUCGAUCAAGAUCCCGUAGUCUUAGGAAAAUGAUGCUGGUAGUUCCAUGGAGUUCUCAACAUAAUCAUCGCAAUUCAAGAGCUUCAGAUUUUGUAACUGAUGUUGCUGAAAAGGAGAUUAAAACAUGUACUCAAGGCUUCACUUUAAGGAGUAGAAUUGGAAGAAACAAGAAACUUUUGAAGGAUCUUACCAGUGGUUUCACUUCAUGCAAAGAACUCUUGAGAACACUGAACCACAUAUGCACGCGUGAAGAGCAGCAUUCAUCAAGCAUUCCUUUGGUUUCAGCUCUUCGACAUGAACUUGAUCGGGUGCAGAUACUGGUUGAUCAACUAAUUGAAGAACAGAAGCUGAGCUGUGAUGAAAUCGCGCACCUUAAGAAGUCCUACAUGGCUGAGAAGUCAGCUUGGAAGAGCAAGGAGCAGGAAAUGAUCCGUGCUGUUCUCAACUCGAUAACUGAGAAAUUCGAGUCUGAAAAGAGACAAAGGAGAAAAUCGGAGAAGCUUAAUAACAAGCUUGGUAUGGAACUAGCAAAAACAAAAUCAACAUUAUUGAAAGCAAUCAAAGAACUAGAUAAUGAAAGAAGAACAAGAGAGUUGAUUGAACAAUUCUGCAGUGAUUUAGUCAGGGGAAUUGGUCAGGACAAGGCUGAGGUAGAGGAGAUGAAGCUGGAGUCUGCCAAGUUACUAGAAGAACUAGAGAAGGAGAGGGAGAUGCUUCAGCUUGCUGAUGGGUGGCGUGAAGAAAGAAUUCAAAUGAAACUUUCAGAAGCCAAGUUUCAAUUUGAAGAAAAAAAUGCAGCUGUUGAUCAACUGAGGAAUGAGUUGGAAGCAUUUUUGCAUGAUAAAAUGACCAAAGAUCGCAUGGCUACUGAUUUAAAGACUGAUGAAAGAGUGGCUGGGAAACUUCAAUACCGACAAGAGCAUGAUGAAGAUGAGAAGAAUGAUAUAAACUCAACAGACGGUGAUUUUCAUUCAAUCGAACUCAAUAUGGACAGCGUUAACAAGAGUUAUAGAUGGAGUCAUGCUACUGACACUGCCAAUGAUGCUUCGAAAAAAGGUUUAGUUGGUAACUUGGAAAAAACAUCAAGGAGAAGCUUUUCUCCAGAUGGAGUGAUGCCAGAAAGAUGGUAUCUUAACUUGGGUUGUCAAUUGCAUCAAGGAAGGCAAUGCAGGAAGAAGAGUCUAGAGCUGAAUGUCAAUAUGGAGAGUCCAAAAUGGCAAUGGAGCAAACCACAGGAUUUGCAAGAUAUGGAUGAUGAAGUUGGUGCCAAAGGGUCAAUGCACUUUGAGUUGGUGAAAUCAAUAAGAGAUGAAUGCAGUAACUCUUUUAAGUCUUAGAAUCUUCGACAUGUGAAGUUCUUUAAAUUGUGUGCAUCCUUUCCUAAGUUGUGAUGGUGCUCUUAUUGUGUUGAGUUUGUUGAUAACUAGAAAUUGAGGAAGCUGUUUUGUCUGAAAAUAGUGAAAUGAACCUUGCAUUGAAGCAUCAUUUGAGUUGCUUUGGAAAAGACAAUAAGAAGAAUUGCUUUAGAAAUUCA